GCCGGCCCGGGGGAGGCUGUGGCACCGGCGGGACCGGGGCCGCUGCCGGACGCUGUCGGUCUCGGUGCCCCUUCAGGGGCGGCUGCGGCUCCUCCCCCGGUGCCCUCCGGGUCCGGCCCCGCCGAGCGCGGAAGGCAGACCCCGGUGCCGCGGGCGCUGGUGUGCCGGGCCGUGGCCGUGCCGUGCUGCCAGCGAUGAUUCCCCGCUGACAGGUACCGCCCUGGCCGUCUGUCGCUCUCCGGUCACCACGGGAAUCCCGCCGCUGCACGGCUGCCCCGACCGCUGCAGCUGCCCGCUCCCCGGGGGGAUGCGGAGCCACGCAGUGCCUGGCCCAGCAGAGCAGGAGUCACCCGGCUCCCGGUCACUGAGUGAACCGGGUCUUGAGUCCCUUGGCAAGCGAGCUCCGGUGAGAAGUGCUUGAGUGGGUGUGAGUGCCACGCUGCCCUGUGCCUGGCCUGGCUGUCGCGGUGUUGCCACUCUUCCCCACGCUGGGCAUUUGGGAGCUCUGUGGGCCUGGACCCGUCAGGCGGAGCUGAAGGAGGCAGGAUGGGGCAGGACGGGCGGGGGGCUGCUCCUGGGGCACAGGCUCGCUCUCAGGGGCAGUUCCUCUGCAGGCUGAGCGCCGACUGCAGCCGGGGAUGGCUCCGCUGUCACCUGUGCUGGGGCCCAGCUAGGAGCCGGGCCAUGGGGGCUGCGCCAGGGCCAGCACCUCCCCGCUGCCCUCCGUAGCCUACAGCAGCCCUGGCUGCCUCGGCGGGCCACCAUGGAGCAGCCCGCUCGCGUGCCCGGGCCCCGCCGGCUGCUGGGCUGCUUCAGGCGGAAGCCACGGCCCCUCGGGGGGGAGACACCGCCGGAGCCGGAGCCGGAGCCGGAGCCGGAGCCGGAGCCGGAGCAGCCCGAGGAGACACGCGUGGUGCUGGCCCUGGGCGAGGGCCCGGCGCUGGAGGAGUGUCCCCUGUGCCUGCUGCCGCAGCCCCCCGAGGCCUUCCCCAGCCUGGCCUGCUGCUCGCACCGCUCCUGCCGGGCCUGCCUGCAGCAGUACCUGUGCCUGGCCGUGCGCGAGAGCCGCGUGCCCGCGUCCUGCCCGCACUGCCCCGCCGCGCUCCAGCCCCACGACGUGCACCGCCUCCUUCCCGAGCCCGCCCUGCGCGACAAGUAUGAGGAGUUCCUGCUGCGGCGGCUGCUGGUGGCCGACCCCGGCACCCGCUGGUGCCCCGCGCCUGACUGCAGCUACGCUGUCUUUGCCCAUGGCUGUGCCGAGUGUCCCCGCCUCACCUGUGGGCGUGAGGGCUGUGGCACCGAGUUCUGCUACCACUGCCGGCAGCCCUGGCACCCUGACGGCCCCUGUGCACCGGUGCCACCGACCCCCAGCCUGGCCACCCCCACAGCACAGCUGGAGGAGUUGGCCCACGCUGAGGCCGAGGACAUCAAGGUCUGUCCUCGCUGCAGCGCCUUCAUCAUGAAGAUCAACGAUGGGAGCUGCAACCGCAUGAACUGCACGGUCUGUGGCUGCCUCUUCUGUUGGCUCUGCCUGCAGGAGAUCUCUGACGUGCACUUCCUGAGCCCCUCUGGCUGCACCUUCUGGGGGAAGAGGCCGUGGUCACGGACCCGGAGGAUCCUGUGGCAGCUGGGCAUGGUGCUGGGAGCACCCAUGGUCAUCUCCCUUGCUGCGGGUGUUGCUGUCCCUGUCAUCACCAUUGGGAUCCCCAUCUACAUGGGUAGGAAGGUGCUGGGCCAGAGCCGGCGAAGCAGCCUCUCCGGGUGCCAGCAGUGCCUCUCUGUCACCAGCAGUGUCCUCCUGUCUCUCUUUGUGUCCCCUAUCAUAACAGCUCUCACUGUGGGUGUUGGCGUGCCCCUGGUGCUCACCUACGUGUACGGGACCGUGGUGCUGUCGCUGUGCCGCAGCCGCUGGCGCUGCAGGGGCGGCCGCGCGCCCGGGGACCUCGGCGUGGUGGAGCUGGACAACCUGGCCAAGCUGAAUGAGCUGUGGUCAGCGCUGCCCAGCCCCAGGGCGGGCGAGGACGGAGCUCCAGAGCCCGCUGCCUCCCUCCCCAGCAGCAGCCGCAGUCCACGCCCAGGGCCGCUGUGGCCAGAACGGGACAGCCAGUCAGCCAGCACAGUGGCCCUUGCGGGGAGCAUGCUGAGCGAGGGCCAGGACACCUCUGACAGGGAAGGUGUUACCAUCGAGGUGGAGGUGUCGGUGGAAGCAGUGCCACGUUCUGCCCGGCAGCAGAGCCUCAGCAGUGCCCUGUCUGGGCAGAGCCUCUCUGGGGACUCUCUGGGAGCCACCAGUGACAGGGGCAGCUCCGUGGGUGUCCCUGUGGAGUGAUGGGGGCCUGAGGGGGAGAGUCAUGACCCACACACAGGCCCUGUGCCCUCCUGUGGCAGAGCCAGUCCCCCUCUGCCAGCACACCCAGCCCUGGGAGCUGGGUCCUGGGUGGGUGCCAGCUGCACCCAGCACUGCUGCACCCUGCACUAGCCCUGCCUGCCCCUUUCCCAGAGGCACCACUAGGAAAUAAAGCUGCUUUCUGAGGGUC
Molecule: messenger RNA, 2537 nt
Organism: Onychostruthus taczanowskii (white-rumped snowfinch)
Lineage: Eukaryota; Metazoa; Chordata; Aves; Passeriformes; Passeridae
Product: E3 ubiquitin-protein ligase RNF19B-like
Exons: 10
Coding region: 764-2329 (521 amino acids)
Biological process (GO): ubiquitin-dependent protein catabolic process; positive regulation of proteasomal ubiquitin-dependent protein catabolic process; protein polyubiquitination
Cellular component (GO): cytoplasm; ubiquitin ligase complex
Molecular function (GO): zinc ion binding; ubiquitin protein ligase activity; ubiquitin conjugating enzyme binding
Source: RefSeq, a predicted model, not a curated record